AUGGCUGCAGUAACCACACAACCUGCCCCUUUUGGAUUUUUAGAAAGGGAAAAACACAUUGAAAAUCUUUUAGGUAGACUAGAAAGAAAGAAAAAUGAACAAACUGAUGAACUAUCGGAUAAUACUGUACUUUCAGGUGCUACAUGGCAACACUUUGACUCGAGCAGGAUUAAUUCAGAAAAAUCAAGAGUAUUGGAUGAGAAAAUUGCUGAUGGAAAUUUUGAGAACACAAAUGAAGAGUGUUCCUUUCAGAUGCAAUUUAAUGAUUCCAAAACAGAAGAGUGUUUUCACACGUCUUCACUCCCGAAGGAUGUAAAAGGAUGUGGGACCAUGCAGGAAUUUCUUGGAUUACAGCCACUCUUCAAACUCUAUCAGCUUUGUAUCACAGCAAAGGCUGAAUACCAAGGUCUUACCUGUGACCCUGGCAGAACAUACAUUAUCACCUCUCAAAAAGGUGAACAACUGUACAUAGCAUCAGAAGAUACUACUUGCCUGUGUUUGAACUUGUGUGGUGCAGCUCGGUCCUGUUGCAUAAAGAUCUAUAACCUACAAUCAGAGGAGGUACUGCACUUUGCCAGACCUUUCCGGGUAGAUGCCUGCUGUUGUGGAUGCUGCCUAAUGGAGAUAAAUGUGUUCAAUGCACAGAAAGAACAAAUUGGUGCAAUUAAGCAGAGAUGGAGCAUGUUCACACCAUUGUUGGAAAUCUGUGAUAAGAAUGGACAUGGGAUUAUGAAAAUUCAUGGCUCCUGUUGUCCUUGCCGUUGUUAUUCAGACCAGGAAUUUAAGAUUACAUCCAAGAUUGGGAACCAUUUGGGAUCAAUCUGGAAACGGUGGCAAGGAUACAAUUCAGAAUACAAUAUGGACCAUGAAUACUUUGGAGUAGACUUUCCAGUCAACAUGAAUCCAAACGCAAAAGUGCUUUUGCUGGCUGCUGCCUUCUUACUUAACUACAUGUUCUUUGAAAUGAGCUGAACUUCAAGAUUCCUUUCAUCCCCAUCAAAAGCAAGGUUGUUUGAUAAAAAAAAGUUUAAAUGUUGAAGUGCAAAAUAUUGAAAAUAAAUUACACUUCAGUUCAUGUAAAUAUACCUGUUUGGCUUGAAACAAUUGUAAACAUUUUUGUAUUUCUUUGAUCAAGAGAUGCCUUAACUACCUGUAUAUGAAACAUCAAUUAUAAAGCAUAUUAUUGUUGUUCAAAGAAAAUACAUUGAGCCAGGGAAUGACCAUCUCCAACAAGAGAGAAUCUAACUAUUGCUUUUUGACAUAUAAUUGCAUUGCCAUUGCUGAAUUCCCCACUAUCAACACUUUGUUAGUUUGCGAGAAAGCUAACUGCACCAGCCAUAUCAAUACUGCAGCUACAAGAGUAAGUCUGAGAUGGGAAUUGUGCAAUGAAUAACUCACCU
Molecule: messenger RNA, 1400 nt
Organism: Chiloscyllium plagiosum (whitespotted bambooshark)
Lineage: Eukaryota; Metazoa; Chordata; Chondrichthyes; Orectolobiformes; Hemiscylliidae
Product: phospholipid scramblase family member 5
Biological process (GO): plasma membrane phospholipid scrambling
Cellular component (GO): plasma membrane
Molecular function (GO): phospholipid scramblase activity
Source: RefSeq, a predicted model, not a curated record